AUGGCCCUCCUGCUCUCUCUACUGACAGCACUGGUGAUGCUCAGCUAUGGCCCUGUUCCAUCCCUGGGCUGUGAUCUCUCUCAGAACCACAUCCUGGCUAGUAGGAAGACCUUUGUGCUUUUGGGCCAAAUGAGGAGACUCUCCCCUUUCUUCUGUCUGAAGGACAGAAAGGACUUCAGAAUCCCUCAGGAGAUGGUGGACAGCAGUCAGCUGCAGAAGGUCCAGACCAUCUCUGUCCUCCACGAGAUGCUCCAGCAGACCUUCAACCUCUUCCACACAGAGGGCGCCUCUGCUGCUUGGAUCUCCCUACUUCCUGAACUGAACUCCCUUAUCGAGACAGGUCCCCGACAGCUCUGGAAGCUUCUCAGGUGGUUGCAGGAGGGCUUAACAGCCUCCAGUUUACGGAGUUAUUCAGUGAUCUUGACUCUGAAGAAGCAACUCCAGUCAUCACAUUCUUUGCGAUCAGUGGUUCGCGGUAUCCGCGCGCCCCCUGGAGGUCAUACAGCUAAAUUACAGGGAUCCUCUGCCGCAGCCAUGCAUACUGUAUUUGCUAGGACCUGUUACCGAGCUAUCAAAGCCUGA
Molecule: messenger RNA, 582 nt
Organism: Chrysochloris asiatica (Cape golden mole)
Lineage: Eukaryota; Metazoa; Chordata; Mammalia; Afrosoricida; Chrysochloridae
Product: interferon omega-1-like
Exons: 5
Coding region: 1-582 (193 amino acids)
Biological process (GO): cytokine-mediated signaling pathway; B cell proliferation; defense response
Cellular component (GO): extracellular region
Molecular function (GO): type I interferon receptor binding; cytokine activity
Source: RefSeq, a predicted model, not a curated record